AUGGACUGUUUACAAGGCUGUGGUAUUUCUUUAAGUUUGUGGAAAGCAAAGGCCACAGAAGAAAGAGUCUGCGGGAAAUGCAAUCCCCAUGGAGUUUUUAAUACCACACUUAAUCGCUGUAUUUGUAAUGGCGGUUAUGACGGUAAAUGCUGUAAAGCCAGAAUACCAACAACCAUUAAAACAACUACAGCUACAACAAAACCAACAACGUUGAAAACAACGCUUACAACAACUACUCCGACUACUACAACAAAACCAACUACGUUGAAAACAACGCUUACAACAACUACUCCGACUACUAUAACAAAACCAACUACGUUGAAAACAACCCUUACAACAAAUACUCCGACUACUACAACAAAACCAACAACGUUGAAAACAACCUUUACAACAACUACUCCGACUACUACAACAAAACCAACAACGUUGAAAACAACCCUUACAACAACUACUCCGACUACUACAACAAAACCAACAACGUUGAAAACAACCUUUACAACAACUACUCCGACUACUACAACAAAACCAACAACGUUGAAAACAACGCGUACAACAACUACUCCGACUACUACAACAAAACCAACAACGUUGAAAACAACGCGUACAACAACUACUCCGACUACUACAACAAAACCAACAACGAUGAAAACAACGCUUAAAACAACUACUCCGACUACUACAACAAAACCAACAACGAUGAAAACAACACUUUCAAAAACUACUCUGACUACUACAACUUAUCCAACAGCGAUACAAAAAGCACUUACAACAACUACUCCGACUACUACAACAAAACAAACAACGGAGAAAACAUCGCGUACAACUGUAACAACAACUUCCCCAACUACAUCCAUUCCAUCAACCACAUCAACAACAAAACCAACAACGAUAAAAACAAUACUUACAAAAACAGCUUUAACUACUUCAGCAAAACCAACAACACAGAUAUCUUCAUCAACGACUACAGAAACCACAGCAUUAAAAACUACGACAACUAUUACAAAAACAACUAUAGACCCAACAACAACGAAACCAGUUACAACUAAAACAUCCAAACGAAACAGUACGAAGACCACCUCAGCGACCAGCACAACCAAACCAACUUCUUCAGGCUGUUAUGGGAAUAUCUGUCAGCAUGGAACGUGUAUGCAGACAAAUCAUCAGUAUAUCUGUGUUUGUUCUCCUGGAUUUGAAGGACCAAACUGUGAUUCAGAUAUAGACAACUGUGCCGAUGAGCCGUGUGAGUAUGGAGUCUGCGCAGACAAGGUCAAUGAUUUCAGCUGUGAUUGUAUGGCGUUUUUCAAAGGAAAAAUGUGUAACAAAAUGGAAGCCUGGGCUAUUGCUUUCCUGUCUCUAGCAGCCUUAGCGUUACUUUUAACCUGUUGCUGUUGUUUCUGGUGCAUUAUGGGAACAUGUGACCGAGAUGAUGAAAAGCGAAAAGUUCGACCAUUAAAAGAAAAACCUCGACCAAAACCCGCAGAACGACCCCCUCGUUACGAUUGGUUCUAAAGGCACUUCAUCGACCGGUCAUUCAGUCAUUGUAGAAUUAUAUAUAUUAACUUAAAUUAAGUUAUUAUUAUCAGUAUAACGAGCUAACGCAGUAAAAUCAUUAUUAUCCUGGUGGCGAC
Messenger RNA from Mytilus trossulus (common blue mussel), 1628 nucleotides. Its product is annotated as salivary glue protein Sgs-3-like. Lineage: Eukaryota; Metazoa; Mollusca; Bivalvia; Mytilida; Mytilidae. The transcript is spliced from 5 exons. Gene Ontology annotation, molecular function: calcium ion binding. The record is from RefSeq and is a predicted model, not a curated record. Bases 1 to 1509 code for a protein of 502 amino acids.